Messenger RNA from Esox lucius (northern pike), 1913 nucleotides. RefSeq names its product 5-hydroxyisourate hydrolase-like. Bases 741 to 1103 code for a protein of 120 amino acids. Gene Ontology annotation, molecular function: hydroxyisourate hydrolase activity. The record is from RefSeq and is a predicted model, not a curated record. NCBI's taxonomy places the organism in Eukaryota, Metazoa, Chordata, Actinopteri, Esociformes, Esocidae. Gene Ontology annotation, biological process: purine nucleobase metabolic process. The transcript has 4 exons.
UUUGACAUAUAGCUACCUACCUGUGAGCAGGAUGGUCUUAAUGAAAAUCCUGGCAGCCAUUCUCAGUGGAAACGAAACGUUAAGCUGUCUGAUCGACGAAAUCCAAAUGGAAUUACACAUCACUUUGAAAGCCGGCGUUGAGGCUGAUACAGGCAAACUGAUAGCUUUCUCAACACAUUUCAUGGAGGUUGAUUUAAUUAUAAAACAGAUGCAAUGAUAGGCAUAUUGUAUGUUUUCUUAGCAAUUAUGGCAUCGAGAUUUAUUCAACGGACAAUCUUAAGGUCACUGUAAUAUUCAUUUUAACAUAGCCUAUAUGAUAAACAAAUACGUAGCAUUAGGAUUGUAGAGUAACCCACUACUUUUUUUACAGUCGAUUUUUAAUCUUUGGACUAUUCCAAUUUUACUGUAUUGUCUAUUGUGUAUUAUUAACUCGGUAAGACCACCACAAUAAACCUUAUGAACUAUUUGGCCAAACCUUGUCAACGUUGACAAGAUAACACUCAGUUAGUCUGGUCAACCUUUGGCACCUGACGUGUUUGCGCAUACUAGUUCCAGUGUUGCUGCCCUCGAGACGAAACAUUUACUCGUUGUCUUGUUUAAAACAAGCGCGUGUUUGUGUGAGUGCUGAGGACUAAAUAAACGUAUUUUCGUAGCCUGGGGAUAAAACAACCAGUUAUCCACGUUGAGAACCAAGGGCGAAUUCUCGUACGCUAUAUCAACCGCUUUACCAGUCUUCAAAGAUGUCUUUCAAACCUCAGGAGAACCCCUUAACAACCCAUGUGUUGAACACAUCUGAUGGAGUCCCAGGGGCCAGAAUGGCUCUUAGUCUGCACCGUCUGGACUCCAAACUGGUUAUUUGGAACCUAGUUACCGUGGGAACAACUGACGAAGAUGGUCGCUGUCCUGGACUCAUUGCUAGCGAAGCUUUCACACCAGGAAUGUAUAAAAUGCGUUUUGAGACUGGACAGUAUUGGGAGAGUUUGGGUCACACGUCCUUCUACCCUUAUGUUGAGAUUGUUUUCACUAUUAAGGACCCCAGCCAGAGGUUCCACCUACCCCUGCUCCUGAGCCCAUUCUCCUACAGCACUUACAGAGGAAGUUAGAGCAGUAUAUAGUGGCACUUCUGAUAAUGUCCCUCCCUACUAGCUAUAUUCUCUUUUGUAUUUUAUAGGUGAAAAUCACCCAUUUUCACAUGUCAGGUUUAUUUUCAUUCUUUCUGUGCUUGUAGUUGUCAAAUUAUCCUUAGUCACUACUCACCAUUGACUAUAAUGUGAUAAAAGACCAACAUAUAAAAUAGGUGGCUUAAUUUUCACAGAAAAAGAUGAGCUUCCCCUUUAAUAAAUAUAUUGGGCUCAUCCUUGCGUGGAUAUGGAUACUAUAGUUUCAGCCACAAUACUGUAGGAGUUUGAAUGUUUUGAGGAUGAUAAACUGAUCUAAGCCAUAUGGUUGCAAAACAAAACAAUAUAAAGGUCGUUUAAGUUACUGAAAAUGGGUGCUACUGUGUUUAUCACUUAGUGAAUAUGUUAUUUAGCUUUUGUGAAUCUCAUAUCGCGUACUUGCAUACUAUAGUAUGCCAGGUUACUAUGCCAGAAGAACUACCCCAAAACGCAUGCACAAAAAUGCACCAGAAAUAUUAGACCAUCCGGGAACUUUUGGCAUACUAUUUUGAGCGUAGUAUGGUUUGGGACAUGGUAUUCUUCUCACAUACUAAUCUGGCGUACUAUAUAGUUUGCAAGUAUUCGAUCGGAGAGUCACCCUUUGUCUGUUCGUUAUGACUGUAGCCUUAACAUUUGUAAUCCACAUGUCAAAUCUCUUGGCCAAGUUAAUAAACCAAUAACAGAGCAAGAUCAUGUUCUGCAGAAGACCAAACGUCCUCACAUUUGCGCCAGCAUUAAAUAUAUAUAAUUAAAGCU